Messenger RNA from Dothidotthia symphoricarpi CBS 119687, 1174 nucleotides. RefSeq names its product Phosphoenolpyruvate/pyruvate domain-containing protein. NCBI's taxonomy places the organism in Eukaryota, Fungi, Ascomycota, Dothideomycetes, Pleosporales, Dothidotthiaceae. Gene Ontology annotation, molecular function: aldehyde-lyase activity. The record is from RefSeq and is a predicted model, not a curated record. Gene Ontology annotation, cellular component: cytoplasm. The transcript has a single exon. The coding region runs from base 235 to 1044 and encodes 269 amino acids.
CCCAACUUCGCCGCAUCAAAAUGCAUAUUGACGGUGCUCCUCACAGUCUGCAUGCAGGAUGCUGUUGAACAGACAUUAUGAAGUAGCAAGCGGCUCACUGCUACUUGAGCAAGGCAACUGUCUCAUCAUCCCCACUAUCUAUUAUCUCCUCACCUUCUUUCGAAAGAACAUUUACUUGGACGAUCAACCACAUUUGUCAAGUCAAGCAGACCUAUAUUAGUAACAACCUCUACCAUGAUCGCAAAAGACUUCAUCACUGCUCAUACGACCGAGGUCGAGAACCCUCGACUAAGGCUUUUGAAUAAGAUUAAGGCGGGAGAAUACCCCUUGAUGACUUUCGUGGCCAUCCCUUCAAUACGCCAGGCCCAGAUUGUUGCCUUGACUGGUCUCGACGGCAUAAUAAUCGACUGCGAGCAUGGACACAUUGGUGAUGAUGCGAUGCACAACUCAGUCGCUGUCAUAUCAGCCCUUGGGGUUUCGCCUGUCAUUCGGAUCCGAGGCCCGGCACACGAUAUCAUUAAACGGGCUCUCGACACUGGUGCUCAUGGUAUCAUGGUUCCUCAAAUCAAUAACGCUGAAGAAGCAGAGCAAGUCGUCGCUUCUUCCAAGUUUCCACCACAAGGUGUGCGUGGUCAAGGCUCAGCCUUUCCCGCUAUCGGACAUGGCCUCACGACGCCCGAGUACAUGAAGUCUGCGAACGAGACGAUCUUGACCAUGAUUCAGAUCGAGACUCGCGCCGGAGUUGACAACGUCGAUGCUAUUGCGGCAGUGCCUGGCGUGGACCUCAUCUUCAUUGGGCCAAACGAUCUUGCGCAAGCUCUCCUCGGUUAUGUGCCCGCACGAGGUGAUGAACCGGAGUUUGUCGCUGCCAUCGAUAAGAUUGAGCAAGCGGCGCGGAAACAUGGCAAGUGGUUCGGCAGGAUGGUCAACAACGGUAGCGCAGCGAAGGAUGUCAAGAAAAGGUAUGACACUGUAGCCAUCACUGGUGAUACAAAGGCAAUCCAGAACUGGUACACAGCAGAAUUCGAUAUCGCACGAUCAUGAUAAGUUGGGCGUUUGACAUUUUUGUGGUCUACAGUCAAUGAGAAAACAUUGUCAAAUCAGACAAGGCAUACAUAAAUUUAAGAUUAUUAUUCAAAAUCUGCAAUGUGCCUAAGUAGUCUGAAAACACUGC